AGGGCGAGAGGCCCGCCAUGCUGGCCGCAGGCACGUGAACGGCGGCGGUGCGGACGCCUGGGGAGGAACGAAGGCUGGCGGGGAGGGAGGCAGGGAGACGGGAGCCCGGCCGAGGGGGCAGGACUUCCUGUUUUCCCACGUGGAGGGCGGAGCUGAGCAACUGUUCUAUGCCCAAAGCGGGGGGACUUGUGGCAGGUGUGGAGGCGAUCCUCUCUUAGGUGGAAACCUGGAUGCAGUUCCGGACUGUCGCGUUCCCCCUCCUCCCGGAAAUCUUCCUGGAAUACCCCUGCUCCAGAACCCUUAUACUUAGGCAUUCGAUGUCCCUAGUCCCUGAACCGGGGGCGUGGAUGGCAUCCGGGCGCCCUGAGGAGCUAUGGGAAGCCGUGGUGGGGGCAGCCGAGCGCUUUCGGGCACAGACGGGGACGGAGCUGGUGCUGCUGACAGCUGCGCCCCCGCCCCCGCCGCGGCCGGGCCCCUGUGCCUAUGCAGCCCAUGGCCGGGGCGCCUUGGCCGAAGCCGCCAGGCGGUGCUUACAUGACAUCGCCCAGGCCCACCGGGCAGCCGCCGCCAGGCCCCCAGCACCACCUCCUGCGCCGGAGCCCCGCGCCCCCAGCCCCAGGAGUACUCCCCAUCCCCGGAGGCCGGAGGACAAAGAGGACGAGGAAGACGGUAACGAGGACGAGGAAGAGACGGAGACGUCGGGGAGCAGGCUGGGACUGGGCGACAAUGGCGGCCUGUUUGUGAUGGAUGAAGACGCUGCCCACGAGGACCUGCCCCCGUUCUGUGAGUCAGACCCCGAGAGCACCGAUGAUGGGAGCCUGAGCGAGGAGGCGCCCGGCCCCCAGUCGUGCGGGAGCCAGGCACCCCAGCAGUACGCCAAGUCCCUGCCGGUGUCCGUGCCCGUCUGGGGCUUCAAGGACAAAAGGACCGAGCCCAGGUCCUCGGACGAGGAGAACGGACCACAGCCCUCCUCCCCGGAUCUGGAACGCAUCGCGGCCAGCAUGCAGGCGCUGGUCCUGCGCGAGACUGAGGACUCCCAGGUGUUCGGAGACCUGCCCCGGCCCCGCCUCAACACCAGCGACUUCCAGAAGCUGAAGCGGAAAUACUGAGCGGGGAGCUGCCUGCGCCUCUCCCCCCCACCCCCUCCCUACGGCCUUGCCCCUGGCACGCCCGGGCCUGGCCAAUCCCGGGUCCGCUUGCUACCCCACCCUCCCUCCUCCCCUCCCUCCGGGGCUCCCCGUUUUCUGCCUCUUCCCGGGCGUUGGGGGAGAGUAAUGGAAGUGUCCAAUCAAUUCCCUGACUUUCCUCUUCAUUCCGCUCUUCGACGGGCCCUGGCCAAUCCCGGGCUCCCUUCUGCGGGGCAUCCUCUUAGGGGCGGGGACAGGGGCAUCCAAUCAGCUCCUCGGACGGCCGGGGUGUAGCCCUCGGCCAAUCGUAGCCUUAGCUCCUUUGGGCCCUCCCCUUCUCGGAGGAUCCAAUCAACGCCUGAACUGCCAGUGGCUCCGCUAUGCGGGGAUGAGACCGUACUAUUGGGGAAACCCCAACUCGACACUACAGCCGCCCUGUCUUGGUCCUGCCCCACCUGAAGGACGGCCCAAUUACACUAGUACCUAUCUUCUGACGCUACCCAUCCUCCGUUGGCCUGUUCCUGGGAAGGGUUGAGCCGAUCAGCUACCCCUCGCCCUCGGGGCUUGCUAAGCCUCCAUUCCCACACAUGCCUUAAAGGGCCCUCCCCGCCUGCGUGACGGUGGGGAGGGGCUGGGGGAACGCCUGCGAAUAAAGAGUUUGACUUUGA
Dromiciops gliroides (monito del monte) is the source of this 1795-nucleotide messenger RNA. RefSeq names its product AKT1 substrate 1 (gene AKT1S1). The record is from RefSeq and is a predicted model, not a curated record. The coding region runs from base 231 to 1109 and encodes 292 amino acids. Lineage: Eukaryota; Metazoa; Chordata; Mammalia; Microbiotheria; Microbiotheriidae. The transcript is spliced from 5 exons. Gene Ontology annotation, biological process: neurotrophin TRK receptor signaling pathway; negative regulation of TOR signaling; negative regulation of protein kinase activity. Gene Ontology annotation, cellular component: cytoplasm.